This is a messenger RNA of Aspergillus homomorphus CBS 101889, 1079 nucleotides long. Its product is annotated as RNA polymerase II mediator complex middle subunit MED9. Gene Ontology annotation, molecular function: transcription coregulator activity. The transcript has a single exon. Lineage: Eukaryota; Fungi; Ascomycota; Eurotiomycetes; Eurotiales; Aspergillaceae. Bases 243 to 863 code for a protein of 206 amino acids. Gene Ontology annotation, biological process: regulation of transcription by RNA polymerase II. Gene Ontology annotation, cellular component: mediator complex. The record is from RefSeq and is a predicted model, not a curated record.
GUUUUUUCCCGACGUCACUUAACUCUUUCUUCAUCUUGUUCUCUCUGCCGUUCUCAUCCGCCCGCAACAAACCUCCACGGGCGCGUUCCGACUCUUCCCUAAACAAUUACCCAGCAACCCGAAAAUCAGGGGCCCCAUAGUCUGCCGGGCUUGUCCAGUUCCCACUCACUCUCGUCACUCCUCAGAUUGCUCACAGGAAAAGACUAAAGCGCCUCUUGCCGUCCCCAAUCUCCCUUCCGAUCAUGGCGUCCAGAUCCCCGACGGCCUUCACGCCCUUACCAAAACCGACCUCCGCGCCCGAGACCCCCGUCGUGAAGGACGCUCCCUUUACGCCUCAGGCGGUUCCUUUUCCUUCCCCGCAGACUUUCGACAUCAUCCCGCCUUUACACGGUCUUCUGCUUCGCCUGCUCGCAUCGCCCAGCAAUGCUGGCAAUGGCGUCAGGGCCGCGGAGGAUACCGGUGGAGGCUCGGCUUCCGUCGGACAACUCACCAGCGCUCCUGGUCAGCCUCACUCGCAACCCGGAACUGAUAAUCACGGCCAUCCUGGAGUGUUGGUGACUGUCCCAUCCGCAGGACCUGGCCCGGUUUCCGCGUCUGCGGAACUUGCAGCCUUGGGAUCGAAUGCACCCCCUCCACUUGAUAUCAAAGACCUUCCGACCGAGGUCAGCUCGAUCAAAAUUCGAAUUCAGAAGGCGCAGGCAGUGGUGGAAAGCUUACCGGAUGUUGAUCGCUCGGUCGCAGAGCAAGAGAUGGAGAUCCAAGAGCUCGAAGACCGUAUCGCCAAGCUCAAAUCAGUCAUCUCUGAAUUUGGCCGGAGAGCCAGUCCUCGGAGCGUGGGAAGAUCAAAGACCACUGAAUCUUGAGAGCACGGAGAUUUGGAUACAUGAUCAGCAGUGAUGGAGUAAGAUACCGUGAACCCGGUUAUUACCCAGCGGAGCAGGGCGCAUUUUCUGAAAGGCGACUGGAAUCAGGUAUGGCCAGUCUUCCUUGGUCACACCGGAGCAUCCAGGUACGGUUCAUGUUGAUUCUUGGAUUGAGUACUAUCAGAAGCUGGUAUCAGUAGCGGCAACACACUGCAA